UAAGCUAUUUGAUUGAGAAACAAAAUUACAAUUAAAAUUAAUGAAUAGUGUUAGUUAAGUCUUAAAAUUUCAAUUAUCAUAUAUUCUCCAAAAUUGGUUAAAAAUUGUUCAUCAGAAUGCUGAAAAUAACUUAUAAGAAUAUACAAUCCUUUUGCCGGAUAUGUCUUGAUGAGCUGGUCGAAAAAUCAGUACUGUUUGGUGAGAAAUAUAACAUUUACGAAAGCGAGGAUAUAGAAAAGCUCAUAGCAUUAUGCUCUCCACAAACAAUUGUGGAAGAUCCUGAUGAUUUACCUCAGUUCAUAUGCUCCGAUUGUAAUAUAAAAUUAGAGGCUUUCCACGAAUUCCGUUGCAAAGCUUUGCAGUCCUUUAACUUCUUGGCCAACAUAUUAAAAGAUUAUGACGAUAAAUCCGGAGAUAAUAUUGUUUUGCUCGCCAACAGUCAAGGUAGUGAAGAGCAACUAGAGAAUAGCGCCCAGACGUCUAAAAUGGAAUUCCAAAGUCCAACAAGAAGUGGAGAAAAACUUCAAAGCUCUAUUGAAAAUGUGGUGGUGAAAGUUAUGCAAGAGCCAUCAUCGAUAAAAUCCGUUAAAGAAAUGUUUAAAAAUGAAAUAUUUGUUGGUGAAGAAGUAGAAAUUGAUAUAAAGGAUAUUAAAACAGAUGACCAUAAACGUUCCGACUGUGAAGAUAGCAUGGAUGUAUUCAAAUUUUUGAAAACAGAUCUGGGCACACAUGAUGAAGACGACAGAGUUGAAAAUGGUGAUAUAUCUGUACAAGCAUUAGAAAUACAUGCGUCGUCGCAAAACAAAAUUAAAAAGAGCACAAAAGCCUCGAAAAGGCUUAUGAAAUCAAACACAAAAGAAAAAACUUCUGACGCUGGUGGUUCACGAUUUCAUUGUCAAGAAUGUUCUCGUCGCUUUGCCACAAAGGAAAAUUUCGAAGCGCAUUUACGCACUCAUCAGGGACUAAAGCCAUACGUUUGCAAGGAAUGCAAUCGCGACUUUAAUAGAGUCGAUCAUUUUCAUGCACACAUGCGUGAAGUUCAUGCUGCUGUGAAACUUCAAUUUGUUUGCUCUUUUGAAGGCUGCGGCAAAAUAUUUACCCGUAGAAAUACUUGCAGAGCCCACUAUCGCCAGAAACAUUCAUUAUUGCAUACAAAGUAUAAACCUAAAACAUAUGUUUGUGAGUACUGUGGCAGUACGUUCAAAAAUGGGAACACAUUUAAGAAACAUUGCCACAUACAUGCACCAGUGGAAGAUCCAGAAAGUGCAGAAUAUAGAGAAGGUGCAAAGCCAGCGUUUUUGACAUUUCUGGCAGAAAACUUUCGUUUCGUGUAAUUGUAAUUUCUUUUUCGUCUUGAAUUUUUGUUUCUCUUCGAGAGAAUUAAAAUAUAUGGGAAUGUAAAUUAACAACCGUUUUCAAUUUCCUUUAUCACAUAUAAAUGACCAAUUUAAAUUCAAUUUUGAAGUCACCGAUUUAAUCAAUUACGUUUUCGACAAGCUUAUUGGCAAGAUCAGUAUGAAGUAGCAACAGCUAAUAAAAAAAAUAUUGAAAUUACUAGAGGAUCAACUACGCUCUUAUGAACCGAUAAAAUAAUAAUAAUACCGUUAUAGAAAAAGAGUCAUUUACUAAAAAAGGAAAAUAAAUAUUUCUUAAAGGAGAAAAAAAUUAAAGAAAUGAUGGUACUAAAAUACAAUGGUGUUCAACAUCAA
Molecule: messenger RNA, 1709 nt
Organism: Ceratitis capitata (Mediterranean fruit fly)
Lineage: Eukaryota; Metazoa; Arthropoda; Insecta; Diptera; Tephritidae
Product: zinc finger protein 235-like
Exons: 2
Coding region: 117-1334 (405 amino acids)
Biological process (GO): regulation of transcription by RNA polymerase II
Cellular component (GO): nucleus
Molecular function (GO): RNA polymerase II cis-regulatory region sequence-specific DNA binding; DNA-binding transcription factor activity; zinc ion binding
Source: RefSeq, a predicted model, not a curated record